CACAGCAUGUAUAAUCUAAAUUUUAAAUUUGAACAGGAAGAAGAUUAAGGCAUAAUAGAAGUUCCCGGUUAACUUUGCUACCAAUUUCACACUCUUUCCCUUCCAUUUUCAUCAAACAAAACCGAAACCCUAGACAGAACCUCCUUCAAUUCACACAGUUGCAGUGAUCCAUGACCAGCUAGAGCUAUAGCACCCUUCAAUUUCCACAUCGUUGAUUAUCUGCACUCCUCAAUUUCCAUUCGCUGAACACACCAAUCAAAAUUUCACCACAGAUUUGAAAUUGGAAGAAUCGAUCAAUGGCUGGGAUUUUGAAGCAACCAGGUGCAUUUGCAGUGACGCCGCACAAAGUAUCACUCUGUAUACUCCUCAAAAUCUACGCUUCUUCUUCUCCGCCAUCGGUUUCCUUCUCUUUCUCUUCUGCUUCUCCGUCUUCUGGUUCUUUCUCCUCUGUUUCUCACCAUAACCGCCUCGCUUUGUUCCUGUUAGCACUCACCAAGUCCUGUGAUGAUAUCUUGGAGCCUAGAUUGGACGAGCUCAUCCAUCAAUUGAGAAUCGUGAGCCAGAACUGGGAGGCAGCAUCCUGGGUUAUUGGCCAGUUGAUGAGCAGACUAUCAUCUCUGUCAUCACCUGAUGAUUUGUUUAAUUUUUUUAGUGAUAUACGAGGAAUACUUGGAGGUCCAGAUUCAGGUGCUGUUGAAGACGACCAGGCUAUUUUGGACAUGAACAGUAACCUGGGGUUAUUUCUCCGAUGUUGUAUUCUUGCUUUCAAUUUACUAUCAUUUGAGGGUAUAUGCUAUCUCUUGACAAGCAUAGGGAUCUAUACGAAAGAAUUCUCAAAUUGUCCUCCUUAUGAAGAACGUAGUUUAGAUGAUUCAAGUAGUAAUCUCGAGACAUAUUCAGAAUAUGAAAACAUGGACUUGGAGAACUUUGUGUACGAAAAGGUUUCAGAAGAAAUUGAAGCAAGAAAGGAGGCUAGUGAAAGAGUUCCGUUCCAUCUUCAUACACCCGACACACUUCUGAGUUUAGUUGAUGAUAUUGAUGUGCCUGCUGAUUCAGUAUCCAAACAGAGUGAGAAAUUUAGAGUAGCUAGUCCUUAUGGAGACCCUCCAAGUAACAUGCUACGAGAUAUUGAUUCCAGUGGUUUUGUAUCUCUACGAACGAACUGGCAGAUACAAGGAUACUUACAAGAGCAAGCUGAUACCAUUGAAAAGAAUGGUGGUGCUGUCUCUUUGAAUGGCUUUGAAAUAAUUCUACAGCAGCUACAAAAGUUGGCACCUGAACUACAUCGGGUUCAUUUUUCGAGUCACUUGAAUGGUCUAGCUCAUGAUGAUUAUAUUGCUGCUUUGGAGAAUCUUCAUUGCUAUUUUGAUUACAGUGCAGGGACUGAAGGAAUUGAUUAUGUUCCUCCAGUUGGUAGUAAUAGCUUCGGAAGAUAUGAAAUUGGUAUAUUAUGUUUGGGGAUGAUGCAUUUCCACUUUGGGCAUCCAAAACUGGCUUUAGAAGUUUUGACGGAAGCAGUUCGUGUUUCUCAGCAGCAAAAUAAUGAUACCUGCCUUGCAUAUACUUUAGCAGCUAUCUCAAACUUGCUGUUUGAAAAUGGUAUCUCAAGUACUGCUGGGAUACUAGGGUCAUCAUACACACCCUUUACAAGUAUAGGUAUUUCACUAUCCGUUCAGCAGCAACUAUUUGUUCUCUUGAGAGGUUCUUUGAAGAGAGCAGAGAAUUUAAAGUUAAAAAGGUUGGUGGCUUCCAAUCAUCUGGCAAUGGCCAAAUUUGAGUUAACGCAUGUUCAAAGGCCUUUGCUAUCAUUUGGUCCAAAAACUUCCAUGAAGCUUAGUACAUGCCCUGUUAAUGUUUGCAAGGAACUUAGGUUGAGUUCUCAUCUGAUUAGUGACUUCAGCUCUGAGAGUUCUGCAAUGACAAUUGAUGGUGCUUUUAGUACAGCUUGGCUUAGGAAUUUACAAAAGCCAACGGGUUCUCUAGUUUUGUGUCAGGAGAAUGGAUCUGGCAGCAGCUCUAAUGUUUCCCAAUUCUGUGCCCAACCAACCUCAAUUCCUGGAUCUGUGCUGCAAGUAUUAGGUUCGUCUUGUAUACUUCGUGCAACUGCAUGGGAGCUAUAUGGCAGCUCCCCACUGUCUCGCAUAAAUGUGCUAGUGCAUGCAACUUGCUUUGCAGAUGCAUCAAGUUCAUCAGAUGCAGCGUUAGCAUAUGUAAAGCUCAUUCAACAUUUAGCAGUCUUUAAAGGAUACAAAGAGGCCUUUUCUGCCCUUAAAGUAGCAGAAGAGAAGUUUCUAUUUGUCUCAAAAUCACAAAUCUUACAACUAAAGUUGCAGCUGCUUCAUGAGCAUGCUUUACAUCGUGGACGUUUAAAGCUAGCCCAGAAACUAUGUGAUGAACUUAGUGUUUUGGCAUCGCCUGUAACUGGUGUAGAUAUGGAGCUAAAGACAGAAGCAAGCCUUCGCCAUGCUCGCACAUUGCUUGCAGCAAAACAAUUCCGAGAGGCAGCUGCUGUGGCACACUCCCUCUUUUGCAUGUGCUACAAAUACAACCUGCAAGUUCAGAAUGCUUCAGUUCUUCUUUUACUUGCUGAGAUUCACAAGAAAUCAGGCAAUGCAGUUCUAGGGAUUCCGUAUGCUUUAGCAAGCCUCUCAUUCUGCACAUCAUUUAACCUGGAUCUUCUAAAAGCCUCAGCUACUCUUACUCUAGCUGAGCUGUGGCUCUCCCUUGGAUCAAACCAUGCAACAAGAGCUCUCAACCUCGUCCAUGGAGCUUUCCCAAUGAUUCUUGGUCAUGGUGGUUUGGAGCUCUGCUCACGGGCCUAUAUUGUUGAAGCAAAAUGCUACCUUUGCGAUACAAACUUCAACAUCUUUGAAGAUCACAACAUUGUCAUAGAUUCACUGAGACAAGCAUCAGAAGAACUCCAGCUUCUGGAGUUUCAUGAAUUGGCAGCUGAAGCUUUCUAUCUGAUGGCCAUGGUGUAUGAUAAACUGGGGCAGUUUGAGGAAAGGGAAGAAGCUGCAGCUUCAUUUCAGAAACAUACACUGGCUCUCACCAAUCCUCAAGAUCAGGAUGAUCCUCUUAUUAGCACGUUUUGAAUGUAUUGUAUUUUUAUUUGUAUACGCAGCUCUGUUUCAUGAGAAAUAGCUUAGCUACCGAAUUAUAUACUACAAGUGUUUUGGUAUAUUUUCAUUCAUUUUUUCUUUCAUCAUAUUUCCAUUCACUUUCUCUUUCA
This is a messenger RNA of Lotus japonicus, 3232 nucleotides long. Its product is annotated as anaphase-promoting complex subunit 5. The transcript has 20 exons. Lineage: Eukaryota; Viridiplantae; Streptophyta; Magnoliopsida; Fabales; Fabaceae. The coding region runs from base 297 to 3095 and encodes 932 amino acids. Gene Ontology annotation, biological process: protein K11-linked ubiquitination; positive regulation of mitotic metaphase/anaphase transition; anaphase-promoting complex-dependent catabolic process. The record is from RefSeq and is a predicted model, not a curated record. Gene Ontology annotation, cellular component: anaphase-promoting complex.